CUUACAGUAGAAGACUUCGAUUACUUCAAAACUUAACACAAACACACUCCGAUCAAAAACGUAAAAGCGUUUAACUUACGCCAAUCGCUCGCCUCACCACCGCGAAAUUUCCACUCCAAUUCCUCGCAGAAAUCUAGGGUUUCCUUAAUCGCUCUGAAUCCCAAUUCACUGCCAUCGCCGAGCGCACCAUGAACUGUGAAGUUUGCCAGCUCAAAGAAUUGGAAGUCGAGCACUUUGAGAUACGGGAAGUUCUGCGCUGCAUACUUCACACAAUUGUGUUUCAUCGGGCUUUGGGUCUUGUGCGGCCCAAAGAUGUUGAUUUAGAACUUUUCGAAAUUACAUAUGUGCAAUGCGGAGAUAUUGAACUUGAGAAAAAAAUAGAUGAGAAGAUUGAGCAAUUCAUUAAUUGGGUAGAGAAACACCCAAACAAGAAAAGUCAGGUCUGCUUGUCUUUCUUUGAAGUGAAAAACAAACAGCCAACUUGGUUUCCGCACAAAAGAGAAAGGUUAUACUGGGAACAAUGGUAUAUAAAUUUGAAUGUGGCACAACACCCGAAAGCACAUUCGGGCAAAUCUCAUAAUUCUAAAGUUGUAGUUGAUCCAGGAGAGAGUGCAUUGGACGAGAGAAUGGCUCGCAGAUCAGCACUUGAAGCAUCUCUUCAUGAGGUUUUGUUCCAAAUAAUAAAAUUUGUGAAUGAGAAGAAAGAUCAUGUUCCCCCGAUACCACAUACUGAGGGUGUAGUCUAUUUCCCUCAUGAAAUUGCUAUCCCAAGUUCCUCGGAUUCUGCAUUUGGGAUGGACAUGAUCAAGAGGAUGCUGCAUACUGGCCAUCCAACCAUGCUUAGCUGAUUAUCUGCUUUUGUGAGCAUAUAACGCGUUUUUAAUCUGCUCCAAAAGUAAGUCAAUUUCCAUGUUCAUGAUGACUCGAAAGGUCCACGAAUGUGUUAAACCGAUAAUCUUUUAUGAGCAAGGUUUGUUUCUAUGUAAAGUAAACUCGAAGUGCAUAGAUUGUUAUUUUCUUUAUGUAAAUAUUCCCUUCCUUCACAUUCCAUCUCCAUUCAUGUGUGUUCAUCCCUUUUGGAGAUUUUUCAAUCCCGGUGCAUGGCAGCUUAAAAGUUUAAGUUGAAACUUUGUAUAUUUUAGUAUUUUGAUUGAAGGACAUUUGUGGUACACUAUCACUCA
Messenger RNA from Pyrus x bretschneideri (Chinese white pear), 1181 nucleotides. RefSeq names its product autophagy-related protein 101. Gene Ontology annotation, cellular component: phagophore assembly site. The record is from RefSeq and is a predicted model, not a curated record. NCBI's taxonomy places the organism in Eukaryota, Viridiplantae, Streptophyta, Magnoliopsida, Rosales, Rosaceae. Bases 189 to 848 code for a protein of 219 amino acids. The transcript has 7 exons. Gene Ontology annotation, biological process: autophagy; autophagosome assembly.